AUGUCAUCAUCAGCAGCCUCAACAUCAUCACAUAACAUGGCGACUACUGUACCGUUAAAGAUGCCUGCUGCGGCAGCUAGUGGAUCAAGAACGAGAGCAGGAAAAGAGAGUUCUAGAUCGUCAAGAAGGAGAUUGGGAAGUACGGGUCCUCCAGUAGUUCUUGGAGGUGGUGUAGGUGCAAUUGGAAAAGCAACUGAAUUAGGUGUUCAGAACCUUGAUCCAUAUACUACGCUGUAUAAUAAACCUGCACUUCAAUCACGUUCAGCUUCUCCUGGACCGAGCGCACCACUCUCCUAUCCUACAACGGCAACCGCCUACCCUUCACCCAAAUCACCCCUUUUCUCAAGUCCAGCCUCUACCAUACCGUCCUCAAGCGGGUCAACGGACAGGAGUGGAAUAAGUAAUAGGAGUAGAUCUAGAUCUCCAGGACCCAAUUCAAACACAAUAGCAACUGGCUCGAUAAAUUCCCUUUCAACAACAGCUUCGACAUCUUCAAGAACACUGAAAACGCCCCACGCUUCAAAAACGGAUCAUCACGCUCAUCCUAUAAUAGCAUCUUCAUCAGGCUCUCUGGAUUUGUCACCGUCAAUCCCUUUGACCGGUCAACGUGCUAAAUCUAUACAACACGAAUCACCCACACCCAACCGAACGCAAGUCCCAGCAAUGGCUCAAGGUCCUUUACCUCCUACACCUGUAGUCAAUGAGAUUAACUAUAGAGGAUCCACGAAACCCCUCAACGUACCCAACAGAGCGAAAACUCCGCCACCUCAAUUGAAUAUCAAAGAGGACAGAUUAAGUCAAAACUGGGUUCAAGUGGAUGGUCCCGACAACGACAACAAGAUGAAAGCGAAUCCUGCAGCAUCAUCAGAAGAGGAGAAACCCAUUCUUCCAUCAAGAAACGUGUCUCGUUUGCCAAUUGUGCGAAUGGUUCCUAUGAAAAAGAUGGAGGAAGGCCUUGCCCCGCUGAAAGAUAAUAGGCCAACAUUCGAACGGACCAGAACAGCGCCAUCUCUUUCUCCCACUCCCUUAUCUUCAAAUGGAGGCAGAAAGUCACUUGACCAAAUGAGAAGCACAAGUCCCUCUCCCGCUCCUAGGCAAAUAUCGCUUAGCACUCCACCGGCAGCCAUCUUGGACUCUGCGUCUUCUACUCCAUUUACCUCACAAAGGCGAAUCAAUCAUGUCACACAUGAGAAACCGCCGAUAUUCACUCGACGGUCGGAAGAUAUCCUUAGAACUUCAACUGAGACAGCUCCCACCAAAAAAGAGAUCAAAGCUAUGCAACAACGGACACUAGGAGUAGCUAGCACCGCUACGCUAGCUCUUCCAGCGGAACCAGAAAAGAAAUCGACGGGGAUGUCGUUGAAGAAGAGUUCAGGGGCUCUAAAAGCAUUGUUCCAACGAGGAGCAAGCGGAAAAGGCAAAGACAAGGAGAGAAGCGACACGCCUCCUACACAGCGAAGACCAUCAGGGGAUGAGCUUCGACGACCAUCGAUGGGCUCUCGACCAACUCCUUCACCGAUGCAAUCUCGAGAGUCACCCGACUCACAGGGAAGAGCAUCUUUCUCGGUCGAUCGGAAAUUGUAUCCGGCUGCUCCAACUAUGAUGCGCGCCGCUUCAACAGGUACAUCUUCCUUGCUUACUGCAGCUGGUCCUUCUAGACCGAAAAGAUCAAGUCGUGAAGCUUCUCCAAUUCUACCGCAGACGGCCUCUCCUGUUUCGGCCCCUUCGGAGCAGUCUCCAGAAACACCUUCAUCCGAGAUUAUCCCUUCUUCCUCUCUGCCUUAUCUGAGUGCUCUUGCCAACCGUGUAUCUUUAGCUCCUCCUGCCGAUAUCACACCCAUCUCAAACAUAGAGGAUUUGUCAAGCAAUACCAAAUCACCAAGCUCAUCGGGAUCUACACCUCGGGCCGAUGACGCUACACCGCUUGACAUAUCUCCUAUCAAGCACUCCAAAUCCCUUCAUCUUCUUUCACUACCCGAUUUAGAUCUGGAUUUCGACUUUGCCUUUGAAAAAUUCAGUGGUGGCGCAGUUGGUGGUUCACCAACAACGCCUAGGCGAUCACCUCGCAGAUCUCCAAACAGUCCCCGCAGUCCGUACAAAGCCAGACCUUCGCCUAGAGGGUCGCCUGCAAGAUCGUAUUCAACUCGGUCACCACGAGCUGUUCCGCUCCCGCCUGCUUUAUUCCGAACAGCCUCUGAAAGGAGGAGAUCACAGAGCUUUGAUGGGCCAGCAGGAAGUAUACCGAUGCUUGAUGAUUUCUGGAAGUCAUCUUCAGACACAGGUGUUACAUCAAAUUCAGGCUACAUCUCACCUUCUGUAGCAAAAUUUUUCGCUUCGACUACAUCCUCUUCGGCGCCAAUGCUUAGUCAAUCCUCCUUCUCACCCCAAAAGGAGGAGAAAGCUUUGCCUGUUGCGCCAGAAUCCACUCACAGCCGGUCAAGAUCAAAUUCCUCUCGAAUAUCCUCUUCAGAUCAUAUCAGGACGCCCUCCAAUGCCUCUUCCACCAACGAGACUCCUUCGCCCUCGCCGCCCCAUACCCCUCCCGAAAGGCAUAUGUCCGAACUAAAUUUUGGUGAUAUAUCGCCUGAUGGAACUAUCGUAUCCGAAAAGCCUCUUCCUGUUGAAUUGCCAGAAGAGCCUGUGGUUGUGAAGCAAACUCUCAUGCUCAACACCGCGCCUGACAUUCCAUUGCCCGCUGUUCCCGAACCUGCAUUAGCUUCUCCAGCUGUGAUUGGAUCUCCCUAUGGUGUAGGGAGUAAGGAAGAUCGAAAACCCCGGGAUAGAGUAAUGUCUUUGUCGACCAAGAGUCAACUAGUCUCUCCUGAUCCGAACAUAUCCAUUAGAGGUCUAGCUCGUGAGGUCGAAAAGCUGCUAUACUCCUUCCGCUAUCCGACGCAGGGUUCUACCCCGUCUGACCGAGCUACUUUAUUGCGAAGUGAUCUUUUAAAUCUCAUGCUGGAAGUAGAUAAACGAGCUUAUGACCAAUCGGAAGAACAAGCGUAUGCGAUAUUGAGAGCAGCGUGUUUCGAAUGGGCAGAUGCUCUGCUUUUCGAGUUGAAGGUCGAACAACCAGCUAAUGAGCGUGGCGCCUGCCUGGAAGGUCUAGCGGCAGUCGUAGAAAGUGCAUGUCUAUCCGAACAAGCCUUGAAGACUUCCACCACACAUCAAGCCAAGUUCACUCAAAUGAUGAUCAAGUGUAUGACUUUUGUCAUGAGUAAACUCGGUGCUAAAGGUGUUUUCCAUAACACGCUUUUAUUUAGUGGGCGAUUCCUCGCUUUCGCGUUUUUCAGAGUACCUCAUGUGGGCGAGCAAUUGGUCACAGUACUUCAGCCACCUAAAGGAGCGUUGAUGAGAUUCACCAUGGGAACGAUGAUGGGUGCUCCUGCAUGUCCCGUCAAGCCUGAUUAUCCCCAACACCUACUACCUCUUUGUUUCGACAACUCUAGGUCAUAUACUGCUCGUCUGGCAUCCCUCUCAGCAGAGUUCCCUACUGAGGAAGAGCGAGACGCAUUCUUGUUCCAACCUGGAAACUGGCUCCGACGAUGGCAAUCCGAUGAUUCUGAAUUAUUUCCAGCUUUCUACAGAGCAUAUCAUCGACAACUCGCCUUAUACCUCGGUCCGGUAGUACAAUAUUACGAGGCUCUUAAUCGACCAGUCCCAGCCUUCGAACUCAUGAAAGCACCUGGAUAUGCCCAUCUUGCAACUAUAUUCGCUAAGAAGUGCCAUUCGUACAUCAUUGGAUCAGUGAACGCAGUGACCACAUCUUCGUCUUCAUCGAACUUCGAAGCUACCGAAACUGCGGGAUUCAGAGGCAGUCAGAAACCACCCGUACUCGAAACUGCUAAUCGAAGAUUGGUCGAAACGAUUUCAACUUUCGCUAACUUAAGAGUGAUGAUUCCUGAUACAACGUCUGGUCAAAUAAUGGAAUGUGAUGGAACUCAACUUUGGACCGAUAUAAUCGAUGUUUGGACCAAAAAUCUGAUUUCAAGAACUUCCUUGUAUGCUCCCAAAGGAGUUUUCUCUCUUUUCGAUUUACUUGAUGGAAUAGUUGAUCCACCUUACGAGAUCACCUCUGGACCUCAGCCAACAUAUUCUCUACUCGAUAUCCCCCAUCUAAUCUAUGUCAUCAGAUUGAUCCUCACCGAAGGUGAACAUGCUUUGACUCUGGUAAAAGUCAUCGCUUUCGUUUUCACCCAUUGGGAAGUCUUAACCGCUCGACCCGAAGACAGGAAAGAACUUUGCCUUGGAUUGUUAUUGCAGAAGGAUUUGUUCGAAAGAUUACUUCUAUUCUGGUCUCAAUCGGUCAGAAGUUAUGUUCUCAGAUUGGUAGUGUUCCGAUUAGGUCAUAUCCAUACCAAGAAAGAGGAAGGUUCAGCUCAUUUAGUGGAGAUUGAAUCGGUCAAGUUGCUUCAAACUCGUCUUGAUAAAAUCAAAAGAAGGCAUGAUGAACUGGAACCUAAACCAUAUGACCUUGAAGAUGAUCUGGACAAUAACGAUAAAGAAGAUCUUACAGCCGUACCCCUCACACCUGUAUCUGAAAAUGGCUUUGGAUUUGGCUUACCAAGAAGUAAAUCUACGAUUACAAUGAUUGCUGAUUCACCAAGACAUACGGCACCAGUGAAUAAAGCCGAAAGACUACUUGGUCUUGGAUUAGGUAUGGAAGGUCAAACUCAAAACCAAAGUGCAAAUCAGGGUCUGAUUGCGAACCGAGGUACAGGUCGACAAAGUUCGAGAAGUGAAUUGGAAGAUAUGGCUUCGGGUACUAAAAUUGGUAAAGCUACCAACUGGUUCAAGAAAUCCUUUGGAACUAAGAAGAAGAGAAAGGAUUCAACCUCACCUCUGUUAGAUAGUGAAAAUUCUUCUCCAAGUACUUCGCCAAACAUGGGCAGUACUGGUAAUCACGGACAUUUCGGAUCAUCUCCUCAAAUUCCUGAAAUCUCAAUCUCGACAACAGCUUCGCCCGGCUCAUCUCCUGUUGAACAGACUUUUUCAAGGAAGAAUAAACCGCCAACUAUAAUGACUACUUCACCUUCAAUGCCCUCUUCGGAAUUAUACGGUGAAACUAAGAUGAACUCCCCUAAGAAUGGAUUCUCAUUUGAAUUUGAGUUACCUACGACUUCACCUAGAUCAGAUACUUUUGACCCUACACCACAACCUACUUCACCAUCGAAACCUCCUGCUGGUAAUACACACAGAACGAGUCAACCUCCUUCACCUAGACAGCCUCCUUCUCCUCACAUGUCAAGAUCGUUCUCCAAACGAUCAAGUCUAUUACCUCCAUCUACAGCAAGUGCUUUAGAAGGUAUCAUGAACGAUUCUGACAGAGAAAAGGAGAAAGAGAAAGAAGAACUGAGGUCAAUCCAGUCUAAAAAGAAGGAAGAGAUAGGAGAACGAGGUUAUGAUAGGAAAUUACAUGCUUAUGCGAUUAGGAUGUUAGCCGAAUUGGAAGAUGCUCAAAAAGAGUAUGACGAAUGGUGGUCUGAAGGCGGAGUGGGCAAGAUGGAUGGUGCACCUCCAAGACUAACAGUAGCUUGGCCUUUCCAUGAUGGUGAGGAGUAA
Molecule: messenger RNA, 5559 nt
Organism: Kwoniella shivajii
Lineage: Eukaryota; Fungi; Basidiomycota; Tremellomycetes; Tremellales; Cryptococcaceae
Exons: 5
Coding region: 1-5559 (1852 amino acids)
Source: RefSeq, a predicted model, not a curated record